AUGAUACUCUGAUUGAAAUAGUAAAUAUGCAUGGCUCAAAGGAUUGGCCAACUAUUGCUCGUGCUAUGCCUGGUCUUAUUGCCCGCCAAUGCCGGGAUAGGUGGAAAUAUUAUCUUGAGCCUUCUGUUAAUAGAAAUGCAUGGUCAGAACAGGAGGAGAUAGCACUGAUUCGUGCUCAUCAAAUACAUGGAAACAAAUGGCUUGAACUGGCUAAACUUUUUCCAGGGAGGACCGGAAAAGCUGUAAAGAAUCACUGGAAUAAUGGUAUGAAGAGGAAAGUGAACUCGUACUUAACCAGAGGAUUGCUAGAGCAAUUCCAAAAUGUGUCUGGCGACACACCUAUCCUGGACAGCGGUGGUUCGAGUACGGUGAAGGGCAAUGAAGAUUCAUCCAAGAACAAUAAACUCUCACCCGAUUUGCAGGCAAGACCCAAACCUAAACAAGGACUAACAGAGACUGGUGAAAAUGCAACUACGCUAGGCAGAAAAGGUUCAGAUUCUGCAAGUGCCGAAGGAUUUAUUGCUCGUUCAGCUGAUGACCCGAAGAAGAUGGUUUGUCAAAUGGAUACAUCGAAGUCUCCUAUAGUAACCGACAAGAAAAUGGCUUUGUCAUCAAGCUCAGUGGAUCUUAAGGUGUGUUUUGCUGCUCCAAGUUUUUUAUCGGAACAGAAUCAAAUGAGUUCUUCGUGUCCUCGAGAAGUUCUGCCCAGCUAUGCAAACACGGUCUUGUCUCCAGCUCGUAGUUCCCAGUCUAUUGACGGACACUUUGAUGAGAUCUGCACCGGCGCUGAUAAGGAGUUAACAGAGCUACGUCAGGCAGAUAUCGCCGAUCUUCUGGACAUGUCAUAUUGCGAGAGCUUGAUGAUCAUCCCACCCGAUUCUCCACACGGUAGCAAAUGCGAACAUGGAAUGUGAUAUAAUUUGGUGAACUACGCCAGGGACUGCGCCUGCACCAGUUGAAGGAGAAGGGCAGAGUUAUGCUCCUUGGUCUUCGAAUGAUGUGUUCAGGGGAAUAGCAAUGAUGCUGUUCAUCUGCCCAGAAGGUGUCCAUUUCGUUGUGUGCUCUGUGAGGGCCUUGUUUUUCUUUCUUUUGAGUUCGAACUUCUAGUUAGCGUGGUUGUUAAUCUGCCUUGUAAAAACUGGUGAUCCCAGUGUACUCGUGUUGCCGUUUCUCUAGGAAAGUAAUGUACUGAACACAUCUGCAA
Messenger RNA from Lolium perenne, 1204 nucleotides. RefSeq lists its product as uncharacterized. NCBI's taxonomy places the organism in Eukaryota, Viridiplantae, Streptophyta, Magnoliopsida, Poales, Poaceae. Gene Ontology annotation, cellular component: nucleus. Gene Ontology annotation, molecular function: RNA polymerase II cis-regulatory region sequence-specific DNA binding; DNA-binding transcription factor activity, RNA polymerase II-specific. The record is from RefSeq and is a predicted model, not a curated record. Gene Ontology annotation, biological process: regulation of DNA-templated transcription.